AUGGGAGAUCAAUAUUUUAAAGCGUACGAAGACAUAGAAAUUCAAAGGCUCAUGCUCGAUGACAAACCGAGAACGGAAUCGUAUAAGAAAGCCAUUUUCGGAGCAAAAAAUAAAAUCGAGGGAAAGGUGGUUUUGGACGUCGGUACCGGAACCGGAAUUUUAUCGAUAUUUUGUGCCAAAGCCGGUGCGAAAAAAGUUUACGCCGUCGAAGCGAGUAACAUGGCAAAAUUAGCAAAAGACGUCGUAAAGGAAAACGAUCUAGAUGACAGGAUAGAAGUUCAUCAUUGUCUCGUACAAGAUUUGAAUUUGCCCGAAAAGGUCGACGUCAUCGUGUCCGAAUGGAUGGGUUAUUUUUUAUUUCACGAAGGAAUGUUGAGCGCAGUCAUUGAAGCCCGCGAUAAAUUUUUAAAAGACGACGGAUUUUUAAUUCCGGAAUCUGCGGAUUUAUGGAUAGCGCCGUGUAAAUUACCCCGAUUCUUCGACUACUGGAACGACGUGUACGGUAUAAAAAUGAACACAUUGGGAAAAUAUCAGAGAGAAAAUCAAAAGGAACCCGUCGUGACGGACGUUGACAAACAAGAUUUAAUCGCGGAACCCUCCGUCGUCAAAUCCGUCGUAUUGAAAACGAUCACGAACAAAGAAUUGAAAGAAUUUCGUUACAAAACAUUAGUUCCGUCGGAAAUCGAUGGUAAAUAUCAGGGUUUGUGCAUGUGGUUCGUGUGUAAUUUCGCAUUGGACAACGACGAGGACUUUGUUUUUCUCGACACGAAACCGGGACAACCUCAAACUCACUGGAAACAAACCGCCAUAGUGUAUCCGUUCGAAAUAACAGUCGAAAAAGGUGAUCCUAUCGCGUUCGAAUUGUAUUUUCGUAAUCGUUUAGACGAUCCGAGAAAAUACGCCAUUGAAGUAACCAUGUUGGAUCCGGAAAAAGAAGAACAUCCGACUCCUGUAGAAAAGGCAUCGAACGGGGAAAAUCUCGCGGUCGCUUUGGAUAUAAAUAAAUAA
Molecule: messenger RNA, 1008 nt
Organism: Pediculus humanus corporis (human body louse)
Lineage: Eukaryota; Metazoa; Arthropoda; Insecta; Psocodea; Pediculidae
Product: protein arginine N-methyltransferase, putative
Exons: 2
Coding region: 1-1008 (335 amino acids)
Biological process (GO): peptidyl-arginine methylation
Cellular component (GO): nucleus
Molecular function (GO): protein-arginine N-methyltransferase activity
Source: RefSeq, a predicted model, not a curated record